AUGACUGGCUUCUCCAUCAGGUCCUUCGCCACCACCGAAGCUGCCAUCGCUGCACCUGUUGUCAAUACCCCAAAAUCCAUCAGGUCUGCCAUGAGCAUCGAGAAUCUCUUGUCCGACCCCGUCGAGGGCCCCGCCUCCCAAGAACCCGCGAGUAGCCCCUCGCAGAAGACGGCCACUUGCGAUGCCCAUGAAGCUGGCUCUGCGGCUGCCCAAGACCUCGCCUGCACCGACGAAGACAUGGUCGAACCGAGCGAUGCGCAGGACAGCACCGGUGCGUGGAGCUCCAUCGAGCGAGAGUUUGAGUGCAUGUACGACGAGUACUCGCAGUGCCGCACCGGCCAGUAUACCCUCAGCCUGGCCCGCAAAGUGAUCUCGAACCAUUUCGGCCGCAACAAGGCCUGCACCCGCCUCAUCGACGACUGGCCCCUGUUCUGUCGGAAGCACUACCAGCGCGCCACGUACAAUUCGGAGCAGUGGCAGCGACGCAAGGUCGCUCUGAUCAUUCGCCAGUUUGGCAUCAUCAACACCAAGUACCCUGGAAUGACGUACACCGUCGCCCUCAAGAAGUCGGAGAUGGAUCGACUCAACACUUUCGCUCGCGCCAUGGACGCCGGCCUGAGCCCCCAAGAGGCAGGCGCCAAAGUUGCUCCCGUGGCAGACGUCAAGUCGUUCCAGGCUCCCAUUGACGUGCUUCGUGAGCUCCAGCACCAUCUGGGGCCCAACAAGACCAUGGCCGACGUCACCCAGACGAUGGUGGAUAUCAACAAGAUGCUGCAGGAUGGCGACACCAAGGAAAUCCCUGCGAUUGAGUUCCUCAUGGAGGCACCCGAGACGAAGACUACCAAGUCUCCGCAAGCUGUGAGCAAAGCAUCCCCGGCUGGCGCUCGUGUUUCUCCAAAAGGCGCUGUCAAGAAGCCCGGUCGAAAGUAG
This is a messenger RNA of Westerdykella ornata, 930 nucleotides long. RefSeq lists its product as uncharacterized. The transcript has a single exon. NCBI's taxonomy places the organism in Eukaryota, Fungi, Ascomycota, Dothideomycetes, Pleosporales, Sporormiaceae. The coding region runs from base 1 to 930 and encodes 309 amino acids. The record is from RefSeq and is a predicted model, not a curated record.